CUUGUUUCAGCAACGAGUUCGAGAGCGGUUGGCAUUAUAUGGUGCUAACCCAUCAGAGACCGCCAUACAGAAUGCCAUUGGAGACAUCAAGCUGCAGGAUGAGCGACAAGAGAGAGAACGAGAGCGGCAACAUGAGCAGAGAAUGGCAGAAAUACGGCAAUCGGAGAAAACGCCUAAAGAUGCAGCGACUUUUCGUAAGUUGCCCUUUCGGGCGUUCAAACUAUUUAAGGAAGGAGAGGAGGAAAUUGAAGCAUUCCUGCAGGACUUUGAGAGACUAUGCCAGAUACAUGAAGUACUGUCCCAAGAUUGGGUCGUCUUACUGGCGAGUAAUUUAACUGGCAGGGCGGCGGAUGCAUAUCGGGCCCUGGAGGACGAGGACGCUAAAGACUAUGACCGGGUAAAAGAAGCUUUGCUAGCCCGAUUUGCCAUUACACCCGAAGCCAGCCGGAUUAAGUUUCGAGAAUCCCGGAAACAAACCGACACAACAUACGUGGAGUGGGCACAUCGUCUGCAGCGGAACCUUAAGAGCUGGUUCCAGGGAAGCCACGCUAAUACCAUAGAGGACAUCACCCAGCUAGUACUAUUAGAACAGUUUUUUAAUCACACCCCUCCGGUAGUACAGGAUUGGGUGCGAGACAAGCAACCCCAGACGGUACAGCAAGCGGCUACUUUGGCCGAUGAAUAUCUGGACUCUCGAAGGUCAGGCGAAAAUGAGCGCUAUCCACUAUCUCGGCCCAGUUUACCAGCCUCUAAGCCAACUUCAGUACCUCAGUGGUCCGCCUCUAGACCCCCAGCCCGACCCAACCCUCCUACCGGACCUAAGUGCUAUACCUGCAACCGAAUCGGUCAUCUACAACGAUUUUGUCCUACCCAAUCCACGAGGUAUCGAGAGACUAAUCAUCCAUCCAGACCAGCGGCUCAUUGCUUCCAGAAUGAGCCCAACCAUCGAGAUGUUCAGGAAGAGUGCGGCGAACUUUUCGAAGCGGAUCCUGUCCAAGCUGCUGCCGGAGAUAACCGACAGCACCAUCGCCAGGCAGUAUGGGUCAAUGGGCAGCCAGCCCAGGGACUCCGCGAUUCCGGGGCUACGAUUACCCUCAUUCAGCCUCACAUGAUUCCCCAGUCAGCCCGGACCGGCCAGACUGUUGCAGUCAGGGUAGCAGGGGGCAAGGUGCUACGUUUAUCCACCGCCCAAGUCCUCUUGGAUUGGGGCUCAGGGGAGCGACAUGUGCGAGUGGGAUUACUACGCGAGUUACCUGCAGAAGUACUUUUGGGGAACGAUUUGGGCCAUUUAACUUCCUCAUAUGCCCCAGAGGCCGCCAUGGCCGUCACCACCAGACGUCAGAGCCAACUUCAAGGCAACUCCACUUCUAUGGGGACCCAGGUAAGAUCAAAUCCUCCUACGUUACCCCAACCUGACAACACCAUGUCCUGGGAUUCGACCUCUGACGUUAGGCAAGAGACUCAGAGUGACCCAACUUUAGCUGGUUAUCGGGACAGGGCGGGCAAGGAUCCAGGUGGGUUGGGGGAAGACAGAAUAGAGUGGGAGGGGGGGUUUCUUUACCGUUACACUGAGGGAAUGGGCACUGGGAAGCGACAGGGCCCCCACAAACAGCUAGUUGUACCCCAGAAAUACAGACGGGAGCUAUUGCGACUGGCUCACGACAUCCCCUUGGCCGGACAUUUAGGGAUAGCCAAGACCCGGAGUCGGUUGUCUCAUGCUUUCUUCUGGCCCCGAUUACAUGCUGAGGUGCGAGAAUACUGCCGGACCUGUGAGACUUGUCAGAAAGUAGGGAAGACAGGGGAUCACCCAAAAGCCUCGCUGCAACCCCUUCCGAUUAUUAGAGAACCCUUUAGCCGCAUAGCAGUAGAUAUUAUAGGCCCACUGGCCCGCCCCAGUGCCACCGGGAAGAAGUAUAUUCUUACGGUGGUGGAUUACGCCACCCGCUACCCGGAGGCCAUUCCCUUAUCCAAUAUCCAGGCAGAUACAGUAGCAGAUGCCUUACUGCGGGUAUUCACUAGGGUAGGGUUUCCCCAGGAGAUAUUGUCCGAUCAGGGUACUCAGUUCACAGCUGAGCUGACGCAACAGCUUUGGCGUCUCUGUGGGAUUAAACCCCUCCAAAGUGCCCCCUACCACCCUCAGACUAAUGGGCUGUGUGAGAGAUUUAACGGGACCCUGAAGCAGCUGCUUCGGUCCUUCGUGGAGAGUAGGAAGGAUUGGGAGAAAUACCUUCCCCAUCUACUGUUUGCAUAUAGAGAGGUACCCCAAGAGUCCACUGGGUUUUCCCCAUUUGAGCUGUUAUACGGGCGAAGGGUUAGGGGGCCCUUAGACUUAGUGAGGGCCCAGUGGGAGGGGGUAGAGGAUCCGGAAGGCCUCCCCAUCCUUAGUUAUGUCUUGGAACUCAGGGAGCGACUGCGGGACCUUACUGAUCUAGUCCAUGAGAAUAUGCAAUCGGCCCAGAGUCAGCAGAAGGUUUGGUAUGAUCGGGCUGCGCGGAAUCGCACCUUUUAUAUCGGACAGAAAGUCCUGGUACUAAAACCCCUGAAGCAAAAUAAAUUACAGGCCUCCUGGCAGGGUCCCUAUCAGGUGGUAAAACAGCUGUGCGAUACCACCUACGUGGUUGCCAGCUGUGCCGACACAAAAAUCAAGAGGACGUUCCACAUUAAUAUGAUGAAGGCCUUUAAUGAAAGGGCUGAGGCAGUAGCCGCCAUAUGCGCUCCGGCCACCGGGGACUCUGAAUAUCUACCGAUGCUGGAGCUUCCCGAAAUCAGUAACUGUUCCGGGGGGGUGGAGGAUAUACGGCUAGGAGACGGAUUAGGAUCCCAAAAACGAGAACAGGCCAGAGAAUUACUCCAGGACCGACAGGAGAUGUUCUCGGCACUCCCUGGGUACACUCACAUAGCUGUGCACAAGGUAGAGACUCCGGGGCAGAAGCCCCUGAGACAGCCAGCCUAUAGGAUUCCCGGAGCAGUGCAAGAAGGGAUGAGAGCGGAGAUUAGGGAAAUGCUUGAGUUAGGGGUGAUCGAACCCUCAGCAAGCCCCUGGGCGUCCCCUGUAGUAUUAGUCCCAAAACGGGAUGGCACGACCCGAUUUUGUGUGGACUAUAGGCGACUGAAUGACUGUACUGUGACAGAUGCCUACCCUAUGCCCCGAGUGGACGAAUUGCUGGACAAAAUAGCUCAGGGACAGUAUCUGACGACUAUUGACUUGUGUAAGGGCUACUGGCAGAUUCCCUUGGAUGCGGAAGCAAUUCCGAAGUCGGCCUUCAUCACCCCGUUUGGCCUUUACCAGUUUCUGGUGAUGCCAUUUGGGAUGAAGAAUGCUCCGGCUACCUUCCAGCGGAUGAUAGAUGAACUCCUCGAUGGUCUGCAAGAUUUUGCAUGUGCCUAUCUUGACGACAUCGCAAUCUAUAGCCAGACCUGGGAGGAACAUCUUAGACACCUGGGAAUAGUGCUGGAUAGGAUCCGAGACGCAAACCUGACCCUCAAGCCAGACAAAUGUAAUAUUGGGAUGUCUGAGGUGCAAUAUCUGGGACAUAGAGUGGGAUGUGGGAAGCAGAGGCCAGAACCUGCAAAAAUAGAGGCCGUCCUAAAUUGGCCGGUUCCCAGAACCAAGACCCAGGUACUUGCAUUUUUAGGGACAGCAGGGUACUACAGGAAGUUUGUACCCCACUAUAGUGACAUAGCCAAACCCCUAACGGACCUGACCAAAAAGACUCUCCCUAAACAGGUCCUGUGGUCCCCGGAGUGCGAGACAGCAUUUCAUCAGUUAAAAACCGCCCUAACGCAAGCUCCCAUACUGGCGGCACCCGAUGCUAACAAACGCUUUGUCGUUCAUACAGAUGCCUCCAUGUUCGGACUGGGAGCUGUACUAAGCCAAGUUGGUGAUGACGGGAAAGAGCACCCUGUGGCGUAUCUCAGCCGCAAGUUGUUACCCCGUGAAGUUGGAUAUGCUGCUGUGGAAAAGGAGUGUUUGGCCUUAGUCUGGGCGUUAAAGAAAUUGCAGCCCUACGUGUAUGGACGCUCUUUUACCGUCAUGACGGACCACAAUCCUUUGAUAUGGCUUAACCGGGUGGCGGGAGAGAACGGGCGAUUACUACGAUGGAGCCUGGCUUUGCAACCGUACAAUUUCACCAUACAAUAUCGGCCAGGGCCUCAAAAUGGGAAUGCGGAUGGUUUAUCCCGGCAGACAGUCCUGGAACCUUAAGACUACUUUUCCAACAUCCUCGAGUUGACCCGUUUGGGUCCCACUGCGG
Messenger RNA from Rana temporaria (common frog), 4253 nucleotides. RefSeq lists its product as uncharacterized. The transcript is spliced from 2 exons. The coding region runs from base 143 to 4204 and encodes 1353 amino acids. Gene Ontology annotation, biological process: DNA integration; proteolysis. NCBI's taxonomy places the organism in Eukaryota, Metazoa, Chordata, Amphibia, Anura, Ranidae. The record is from RefSeq and is a predicted model, not a curated record. Gene Ontology annotation, molecular function: aspartic-type endopeptidase activity; nucleic acid binding; zinc ion binding.